Ctenocephalides felis (cat flea) is the source of this 348-nucleotide messenger RNA. Its product is annotated as ATP synthase subunit O, mitochondrial-like. Gene Ontology annotation, molecular function: proton-transporting ATP synthase activity, rotational mechanism. Lineage: Eukaryota; Metazoa; Arthropoda; Insecta; Siphonaptera; Pulicidae. The coding region runs from base 1 to 348 and encodes 115 amino acids. The record is from RefSeq and is a predicted model, not a curated record. The transcript has a single exon. Gene Ontology annotation, biological process: proton motive force-driven mitochondrial ATP synthesis.
AUGACGAACACAAUAGCCAACUUCUUAGAAAUCGUCGCCGAAAACAAUCGCCUAAAACACCUAAAACUUAUGGUCAACCAAUUCGACGAGCUCAUGAAAUCCGCCAGAGGCGAAGUAGUGGUCAGAGUAACCUCUGCAAUUAAUUUGGACGAAGAACAAACAGCCAAUUUACAGGAAACCUUAGAGAAAUUCCUAGCAUUCGGCGACAAACCGCAAAUGGAACUAGUUGUGGAUCCUUCAAUAAUCGGUGGCCUAAUUAUCAAGAUCGGAGACAGGUUGAUCGACAUGUCCGUUGCUAGAAAAAUCGAGUAUUAUAAGAAGUUGAUGUCGAUACCGGUUUAUAAGUAA